GUUCCCCCAGCGUAGUCUGUCUGUCAAUGGUACGCGUAUGACAACAAAACUGCUCUGGAGCAAGUAAGCGAAAGUUUCCCCGGUAAGUUGUCUCCUGGGGAAGGUCGAGCUAAUUCAAAGGUUGACAUUGACAUUGACAAGCAUAAUUCGUUGGGUGGGAUUUGUGGUGCGGGGUUGACAAGAUGUCACCGCCGGCUAUGUAGUGGAAAAGUGGCAAACAAGUCAAGAGUGUUACAGGACGUUUGACACUUGUGACGCGUUGGUGUUUCGUCGCCGAGUUGCUGACUAUGACUUCCUCGCCGCUCCUUUGCGGGAAAAGGAAGGAGGUGACGAUGACGAUGAGCAGUUAGUGGACAGCCAGGAAGGCGACCAGACGGACGAACCAGGGGCCGCUCUGUGUGUGAGUUUAAGCCGAAUCGAAACAGGAUCCCGGCUACGACGAGGCGAGAAUGCCGCGGAGGAAACAGUCCAACCCACAGCCUGUCAAAUCAUGCUUGUGUGUGGAGCCCCUCCCUCACCCUUCUGCCUUGUGUCGACACAGUCACAUGCGGCUUAAACAGAAAACAAGACGCGGCAUUGGAUGAUGGUGGUGUGACGUGUGAUCCGAGCGGUCUGGUUCUGGAAGGCGACGUUCUCCUAAGUGGAGAGUUGGAGUUCGGUGACUCUGAGAUCAUGAGAUUGGACCGAGACACCAGUGUGACGGUGUUGUCUCUGAGCGUGGAUGAGGAUCCUUCAUCCCUUCCAGACACGACUUUCCCAAUAUUCCGCUCGUGUAAAGGCUGUGGUCAGCUUUUAUGUGACGCACCACUGGGAGCAGAGUUUGAUCUUGGUGUAAGCUUGGAUCUUGGGGCGGCGCUUUACUGUCUCACCUGCGAGCCGGGUGUCCAGCGCUAUGCUUCAAUCAAUUCAGCACAAGCGGAGGAAGCCAAGAUGGUUGACAAGAAGGAAGUCAGUGAAGGUGAAACUGAUGGCGCUAAUGACCUUCCUCGUAAACUCCACUCCUGCUCACAGUGCACUUUCACGUCCCGUUACUCCAAUCACCUGAAACGCCACAUGCGCAUCCACGACGGCCAAAAGCCACAUUGCUGCCCUUUGUGCCCCUAUGCCUCGGCUCAGUUGGUCAACCUGCAACGGCACACACGCACACACACGGGAGAGAAGCCAUACCGCUGCCAUCAGUGCAGCUAUGCCUGCAGUUCCCUUGGCAACCUGCGGAGGCACCAGCGCCUUCAUAUACAGGGGCGCCAACCAAGGAGAGUCAGGGACAUCAGAAAAGCUAGGAGGAGAAAAGCGGAUGGUAAAAGCAAAAAAGUCAUUUCAGAUCUGACGCUGCAAGUUUCUCAGGACUCGACUUACUUGCAAAUGCAGGGCGGGCUGACAUCCGCCUCUAACCCGCUGCCUGUCCUGCUCUUUCCACUGUGCUGCCGGUUAUGCAGCCUCACGUUGGAGGAGGCUGACAUGGAGGGCGUCAACAUGGAAGAUGGAGAGGACGGCAAAUGGCAGGUAUGCCGGCGCUGCUCAUUGGACCUUCUGAUCAAAGAUGGUACGGCUUGUCCCAGCGGCCCACUUGCGACUCGGCAACCACGGCGGCGUGGCAGCAAGCUGUAUCGCUGCUCUCUCUGCCCCUUCCUGUCACAUUACCCCAAUCACUUGGCGCGCCAUUCCCACACCCACUCUGACAACAAACCUCACCGCUGUCCACACUGCCCCUACACCUCCUCGCAUCUCGACAACCUCAAGCGGCACAUGCGCAUACACACGGGCGAGAAGCCAUACCAGUGCCCAUCUUGCAGCUACGCCUGUGGUAACCUUGCCAACCUGCGCCGCCAUGAGCGCAUCCACUCGGGUGCCAAGCCCUUCCACUGUGACAUUUGUGGCUACUCCUGCAACCAGAGCAUGAAUCUAAAGAGACACAUGCUGCGACACACAGGCGAGAAGCCGUACGCUUGCGGUGAGUGUAACUACACGACGGGACACUUGGACAACUACAAACGCCAUCAGAGGAAACACGGACACUGCAUAAACCACUGGGACCAAAAGAUGCCUGAACAUGGCCUCAAGUGAGACUAAGAGCCUCAGGAACUGUGUGUGUGUGUGUGUGUGUGUGUGCUGCUCAGGUAGCGGUUCAACUCAGGUUCCUUCCACCAACAGACUGUAAAUCUGAUAUCAGUUUUGAUCUGAUGAGCAAAGCUUUCAAAACUGAAUGGGACAUUGAGUUUAAUUUCCCAUUUUCUAUGAAAGUGUUUCCAUUUAAAAUGAAUGGGCUGUUUAUUUGGUGCCUUGUACUGGUGAAAAAUCAUUUUACAUUUUUCAUUACUGAAUCAUUCUGCUGGUAAUACAGAGGUGACAUGGCGACAUGGAAGAGUGCUUUGUUCCCCACCCCGAGGUUGCCAGUUAAAUUCCUGUGUAGGCAUUCAUAUGUUUUAUAAAAUGAUAUUACGUUAGGCAGACAUCUGUAGACUAGGCAGACAUCGCCGCCACCUGCAGAAUUAGGCAAUGGUCGAACUGAGGCGAGAGUAUAUUCUGAUUGAUUGAGCCGGGUUUAUAUAUUUCAACAUUCAGUCUGCAUUCUUACUUUCCAACAUUUCAAUUUCUGCUGUUUUUAGUCUGCUAAAGACAAAUGGACAAAUUAAAUGGUACCCACUACUGGUGAAACGUUGCUUCACAAUUUCGAUAACAUAUAUUACUAUAACGUUCCACUCAUUUUACAGGUUAACAUAGCUCAAUUGGUAGGGUGGUUAGCCCUUGUCUAAUUGUUCAUCACGUUUAACACAAUUACAUUACAUUUAACAUUUUGCAAUUUUUUUUUCUUAUCAAGACCUUAUAUGCAUUUCAACAUUUAUACAUUUUAACAGCAUUUCAGUACACCUUCAGCUAAGUUUCCAAACUAUCAUUACAUUCAUUCUACAUUUCAGCAUAUUUCCACAGCAUUUCAAUCCAGCUUCAGCUCUUCAGCUUCCAAAUUACUACAUUCAUUCUACAUUUGAACUUUCAUACUUUUCAUACUCAAAGCAUUUCAGUUUUGCUUCAGCUUUUCAGAAUCCUUAUGUAGUGUCUACUAGCAUUGCUUCAUCUAGUUAUCAUUUAUUGUUUCUGGUUAGAGCACUUUCAAUGUAUACAUUUAUGUUCAGAGGUUUUAAGUUUGCAAAUAAGUCUUGGCGAUGUGAAACUGGCGACGCUGGCGUUCCAGCUUCCACUUCCUGGCCUGUUUGAGACUUGGUGGUUACAGGGUUCCCCUUCAAGGGGAACAGUUUGGGUCUUCUUACACAUUUAUUUGAAUACAUAAUUACGUACGUUUUUUUGAACUGAUGGUGGUUGCAGACAUUUGCUAAGAAAUGGCUGUGAAAGACUCCCAGCUCCUGUAAAAAGACACCAGCAGAUGCAGUCGAUCAUGAUCACUGGCAAGAAGCAGUCCUGCCAACACGUACGCAUUUAGUUGCCUUUCACUGGUUUCAGUUUUGAGUUUAGAGACUUCUAACCGUAGCGAGACGUGCACCUCCAAAAAAAUAAUAUGCUGGGCUGUGAUUGGUCGGCUUGUAGUACAUUAUUUGCUGUUCAGAGGGCACAAAUGCCUUCUCCGAUUUUGGAUCAACAUUUGCAAUGAAAAUCACUGUUGCAGCGCAUUGAUUUGUUCCAAUUGCAAUAACACUCCCAUUCUCUUUUUGGUCAUCAUCGUUCACUCGCUACAAAGGAAGCUAACAAGCUAAAUAGUUGACAAGAGUUGACAUCACGUCACGCACUCAACCCUGACAAAGAGCUAUAAAAAGUGCAGCCAUUUGCAGCCCGUGGCACAUUUGUUAUUGGUCCAUGCACUUUAUUUAAAGCCUUUUUUACAAAUUAAAAACAUCUAAAAAAAUAUCACACUGUGGCUGAAGAAGUGAAAUAAUUGAAAAUCUGUCUUGCAUAAAUUGUCAAUGACAUUCAUGUGCAUGAUGCAGGUAUAUAAACUUCUAACCACAACUAUAAGUAUUUUCCCAUUCUCAUGGGCAACAGAAGAAUAUAAACCAAUAUAAAUAAAC
This is a messenger RNA of Dunckerocampus dactyliophorus (ringed pipefish), 4019 nucleotides long. RefSeq names its product zinc finger protein 513-like. The coding region runs from base 673 to 2064 and encodes 463 amino acids. Gene Ontology annotation, biological process: regulation of transcription by RNA polymerase II. Gene Ontology annotation, molecular function: DNA-binding transcription factor activity; RNA polymerase II cis-regulatory region sequence-specific DNA binding. Lineage: Eukaryota; Metazoa; Chordata; Actinopteri; Syngnathiformes; Syngnathidae. The record is from RefSeq and is a predicted model, not a curated record. The transcript has 7 exons.